Molecule: messenger RNA, 426 nt
Organism: Benincasa hispida (wax gourd)
Lineage: Eukaryota; Viridiplantae; Streptophyta; Magnoliopsida; Cucurbitales; Cucurbitaceae
Source: RefSeq, a predicted model, not a curated record
AUGGAUUUGAUGAAUAGGGUGUUCAAGGAAUUCCUCGACAUCUUUAUGAUUGUUUUUAUUGAUGACAUCUUGAUUUAUUCUAAUACAGAGGCCGAGUAUGAGAAGCAUUUGCAGAAAGUUUUGGAGACGUUGAGGGCCAAUAAGCUGUAUGCUAAGUUUUCUAAACGUGAAUUAUGGUUAAAGCAGGUGUCCUUCCAAGGGCGUGUAGUAUCGAAGGAAUGUGUCUCUAUGGAUCCUUCAAUGAUUAAGGCAGUUACGAGUUGGGCUCUUCUAAUCACAAUCAGUGAGGUGCACAGUUUCUUGGGGUUAGCAGGCUACUAUAGACGAUUUGUAAAGGACUUCUCUCGUAUAGCCGCCCCAUUGACUCAGUUGACCUGGAAAGGAGUAGCUUUUGUUUGGAAUGAGGCUUCUAAAAACAGUUUCUAG